Odocoileus virginianus texanus is the source of this 913-nucleotide messenger RNA. The record is from RefSeq and is a predicted model, not a curated record. Lineage: Eukaryota; Metazoa; Chordata; Mammalia; Artiodactyla; Cervidae.
AUGCGCACUCGCCCACCCAGCACGGCCACACCCUCGGUCCCGGAGGCGGCGACACCGGCGGCGAGGCCUCACCUGUGGGCGCAGAGCGCUGAGAAGCGCCCAGGAGCGCGGAGCACGGCGGCCCCGCGCCGCGGCCCGGCCCCGCCUCCAGUCCGACUCGACGAUCUCUGGAGGACUCGGCCCGUGUACCCGGCGCGGACCGGCCCUCCGCCCGCCGCGCUCUACUUCCGGGGCGGCGCCCUGGCAACCGGAGACGCGGCGUUGCCGGCGCCGCGACUGCUUCCGGGGUUAGACUGUCCCCAAUCUGCAGCUGCGCCUCCGACCUGCAUAGCCCGCUACGCCCGGGGGCUGAUAGGGAGAGGGCGGGGCUGCCGCUGCCAGUUGGUCCAAGUGUCCAGGCCUGAGGCGUCCUACUGAACCCUCCCCCUGCCGGCGCCUCAGAAGAGCGCCUGGGCAUUUGACCAUUCAUCAAGAAUUUUGUAUCCAAGGCACAGAAGUUUGUUACCGAAGAUGAUGAAUGCUGACAUGGAUGUUGAUGCUGAAAAUCAGGUGGAACUGGAGGAAAAAACACGACUUAUUAAUCAAGUGUUGGAACUCCAACACACACUUGAAGAUCUGUCUGCAAGAGUAGAUGCAGUUAAGGAAGAAAAUCUGAAGCUAAAAUCAGAAAACCAAGUUCUCGGACAAUAUAUAGAAAAUCUCAUGUCAGCUUCUAGUGUUUUUCAAACAACUGACACAAAAAGCAAAAGAAAAUAAGGAAUUGAUAUCUCUUAUGUCUUAUGGAAUUGCUGCUGAUCUUUUUUUUCUUUAAAACUUGGAUAGAUCCCAAAAGUUAUAGUACUUUUGUUUGUGGCUUCACUGAGUAUUUAUGAAGAUAAUGUCAGAUCUAGGAAAAAUUAAGAGCAUAACAGAA